Mus pahari (shrew mouse) is the source of this 597-nucleotide messenger RNA. Its product is annotated as rhox homeobox family member 1-like. The coding region runs from base 1 to 597 and encodes 198 amino acids. The record is from RefSeq and is a predicted model, not a curated record. Lineage: Eukaryota; Metazoa; Chordata; Mammalia; Rodentia; Muridae. The transcript is spliced from 3 exons. Gene Ontology annotation, molecular function: DNA-binding transcription factor activity, RNA polymerase II-specific; RNA polymerase II transcription regulatory region sequence-specific DNA binding. Gene Ontology annotation, biological process: regulation of transcription by RNA polymerase II.
AUGGCCCGUAAGUACUUCUACUUCGACUACGACUACUAUGGGGUGAGCUUCUGUGAGGAAGAAAUCACGACUGAACCCGAGGAAAGGGUGGCCUACACAGCAAACAGUGGCAGCUUUGCCGAUGAAGUAGCAGGCAUCCUGAAAGAGCUGUUAUUUGAGGGCCACCAGAGCUCUAUAGGCGAACAUAGCUACCAAGGCUGUGGCAUGCCUAACACCCAGGACACUGGGCAAGACGAGCCAGAGGAGAGCAGUAAGGUGGCCGAGACCAGUGAGCAGUCAUUAUUCAGGAUUCCUCGGAAACCAUACAAAUUCACACCUGGACAGCUGUGGGAACUGCAAGCAGUGUUCGAAGAAACUCAGUAUCCAGAUACCCACAAAAGAAAAGAGCUGGCAGAGCUCCUGAAUGUGGAUGAACAGAAAAUAAAGGAUUGGUUCAACAAUAAGAGAGCUAAAUGUAGAAAGAUUCAGAGGGAAAUACUAAGGGGCAAGAACAUCACUCCUACCCAGGAAGAACUUCGCAUGAAGACUUUGGUGGAGUCCAAAAAAGUCAUCAUUUUCCAGGAGCAAGUGGGGGAUGGGCUCUUCUGGGAUCACUAG